CUUGGACAUCCAUCAUAUUCUUCCGUUCGCCGACCUGCAUUGAACUUACUACAUCUUUCUUGUUUUAAUCUGUUUUCACAAUGACUCAGGUUACCCCAGAAGUGACAUGGGCUCAGCGCUCAUCUUCUACUGAUGCUGCCCGCAACUACCUCUACGUGAAUCUCAAGACUCCCGAUGUUGCCAAGUCUGAUGCAGAUCUCAACAUCACUUCCUCCAAUGUAUCAUUUACCGGAAAAUCCAAGAAGGGUGUAACCUAUCACGUAUCGCUGGAUCUGUACGAUGAAAUCGACCCAGAAAACUCCAAGGUGAACCAUAGUGACCGGGAGGUGGAGCUGGUUUUGAGGAAGAAGCAGCUGAAGGAGGAAUACUGGCCUCGUCUUCUGAAGACCGACAAGAAGGUUCACUUCUUGAAGACAGAUUUCGACAAGUGGGUCGAUGAGGAUGAGCAGGAUGAGGCUGGUGAAGAUGAUUACGCAAAUAAUUUUGGCGGCUUUGGUGAUGAGGGCGGCCUUGGCAACAUCGAUUUCUCCAAGCUUGGUGGUCUCAGCAACUUGGGCGGAGAGGCACAAGCUGGUGACGAUGAGGAUAAGGAGGACGAGGAGAUGCCUGAACUCGAGGAUGCGGAAGCCAAGCUGACAGAAUCGAAGCCCUAAAGCUGGAGGACCCUCAACCAUCGAAUCGUAAAUCAGAGCUGGGCAAUUAACUAAAAACAACAAAAAGAAUACUUAUUUUUUUCUUUGUUUUUGUUCCAUAACCAGAUCGGAAUUAUUCAGGCCGGAGAGCCUGGCGGAGUAGCAUGGGCAAGGUCUUAAUUUGAUGUUUGGAUUUGCUGGGCGGAUGUUUCAACGUCGACCACGGUGUCUUGCAGGCCGUUCUCGUCAUACUUGACGAGGGAAUAGAGGACCUUUUGAGGAUGGCGUUUCUGCUCGCGUUUUUCUCUUUAAUACGCUAGUUGAAAGGAAUUUACUUUGUGAUGUUCUGAACGCAACUGCUUCUGUUAUUUGUUCUCGGAAUGAAUGGACAAGAAGUCUGUCCAAGAAUAUAAUAAUAUUGCAGGGAGUUUGCUACGAGCAGUGAGCAAAGAAAAAAUUCCAUCAAGA
This is a messenger RNA of Monascus purpureus, 1100 nucleotides long. NCBI's taxonomy places the organism in Eukaryota, Fungi, Ascomycota, Eurotiomycetes, Eurotiales, Aspergillaceae. The record is from the annotation of a GenBank genome assembly.